AUGGCGUAUCCACAGCAAGUGUUCGUCAGCACGACCUUUUCCUCGCCAUCGUUUAUAUCUCGAAGGCGACAAGUUGUGUAUGAAAACACAUUACUGUACCAAUUAAACGUCUUGAAGAAAACAGGUCGAUACGAAGCAUUCAAGUUGAAAUGGCACCCUUCGUACUCGGACAAGCCAAACGUGUGGCCUGUACCAAAUCAUUUAUUUUGGGACUCUGAUGUUGCCAAGUGGAUAGAGGGGGCUUGCUAUUUCCUACGCGGGAAAGACAAUGCUGAGAUUGAUGCGGCUGUCAAAGAGCUGGUCGAAAUGAUCAGAUCUGCUCAGCAGGAGGAUGGCUAUCUGAACAUCCACUUUACGGUCGUUGAUCCCAAGGGGCGAUUCACCAAUCUGAGGGAUCUUCAUGAGCUGUACAAUGCAGGACAUUUGAUCGAAGCCGCGCUCGCGCACCAAGAAUACUACGGAAACGACUUAUUUCUACAACCAAUCCUCAAAUACGUCGACUUAUUAUGCAGAACCUUUGGCCCCGGCCCAGAUCAGAAGCAUGGCUACCCCGGCCAUCCAGAGAUCGAGCUUGCUCUCCUUCGUCUUUUUGGGAAGACGAAAGAUACUCGACAUCGAGCGUUGGCGCAGUAUUUUAUCGAGGAGCGCGGAAACCCGCACGGACAAGACGGUCGUCAUUAUUACGAUGUGGAAGCAGAACUCCGAGGAGAGGGCGAGCACGAACGCCCCGCGUAUUGGACAGAAGAAAGAAGUUUCUGGUAUCAACAAGCCCAUAAGCCAAUCAUCGAACAAGAAACAAUCGAGGGGCACAGCGUGCGAGCCAUGUAUCUUCUGACAGCCGUAGCUGACCUUGUCCGGAUUGACAAUACAGGCAACAACACCGGUGCCCUAGGGAAUGCGCUGGCGCGAUUAUGGACCAACAUGGUGGACAAGAAAAUGUAUCUGACGGGAGGAAUAGGUGCGAUGAAACAAUGGGAAGGGUUCGGAAUUGAUUAUUUCCUGCCGUCUGGCACCGAUGAGGGCGGAUGCUACGCUGAGACAUGUGCCGGAAUUGGCGUCAUGAUGCUUGCCGAGCGAAUGCUUCAACUGGAUCUAGACGUCAAGUUCGCCGACGUGAUGGAACUAUGCUUCUACAAUGCCGUGCUGACUGGCAUGUCGGCGAAUGGAAAGCAGUUUACUUAUGUUAACCAGCUAGCAUCUACCGACACGGAUCUGUCGAAACGCGCCGAGUGGUUCACAUGUGCUUGCUGCCCUCCAAACAUGGCCCGGCUUCUGGGCUACAUCGGAGGUUACUUGUGGUCUCAGAAAACAGACGAAAACAGUAAAUCGGUUGAGGUUGCCGUGCAUUUGUACUCUUCGGCAACCAUUAAGAUUCCCGUUGGCGAUACUACCGUGGAACUGGAGCAAAAGUCCAACUGGCCGUGGGAUGGCAAAAUCGACUUUACUAUUCGAAAUGCUUCUAAAGUGGCGACUACUAUCAAACUAAGGGUCCCAGGUUGGGCAACAGACUGGAAGCUCUCGCCGAGCGCGCCUGAAACUGUACUUGAGAAGGGAUAUCUGACCCUUUCUCCGGAUUGGCUUAAGAAACACGAUACGUUUGAACUUGAUAUUCCCCUCAAACCACGGUUCAUUACACCUCAUACAUACACCAACCAAGAUGUCGUGGCGCUUGCCAGAGGCCCGCUUAUAUACUGCCUCGAAGACUUUGAUAACCCAUGGGUAGAAGACCAUUUCAAGAGCCUUGUCUUGGAUUCUACUGGGAACAUCACUGAGGAAGUAACUUCUGACUCUGCACUUGGAGAGCCAUGCAUUACUUUGACUGCACAUAAUUCGGCGUCGUUCCUUGGAGUAGAGGAGUCUCUUGGUCCCCUCGUUCCCCUCGGUAAAGCGACUGUCAAGGAAAGGCCAGCUGUUCAACAACUCAUGUUUAUUCCGUACUGCCUUCGCGAUAAUCGCGGAGGGAAGGGCCAUAUGAGAACCCAGCAGUGCUGGGCUGCGUCCGUAUUGGAGCGCUUCUAUCUCGAUUCUUCAGAGGACUUGAACUCCCGGAGAAGUUUGUUCAUCACUGGAACCCUCGCGGCAACUGCAGCGGUGGUCAACUUUGCCAAUGAUACUGGAGCUCCAGAGCACCUCGCUUCAGGAACCCUAUACGGCCUUCCUGAAAACGGGAACCAGAUUCCAGAUGAGUUCUUCAGAGACAUUGGUUGGCGAUAUGAACGAGCCGGUGGAGCUCAGUUGCCUGCUCCCGCACUUGGAUGGAUCUGGGGCUUGACCAACUACAAGAAUCGGUUCAAGUCAGCACUAUCAAAUUACCAAACCACUCUCAAACAUGGAGGCCAGUUUGUGUUUCUCAUCCAUGACCUUUGGGGAGCAGAUGGAACACAAAACUCAUCCGCGCCGUAUCCUGGAGACAACGGGGAUUGGACAAGCUGGGAUUCCUAUCUCGCUACGCUCUUCUCUGAUAUGAACGCCAAUGACAUGACUAAGGAUGUAAUUGUUGACAUUUGGAAUGAGCCAGACCUCGCUGCUUUCUGGGCGCGUACACAACAACAGUACUUGGAGAUGUGGGGGCGCACGUAUUACAAAUUCCGUGCAGAAUUUGGAACCAAGGUGCUACUAUCUGGCCCUGCAAGUGCUGGAGAACCGCUUAAUAAUAGUUGGUUUGCGAAUUGGUGCUCUUACAUUUCUCGCAACGGCAGCAUUCCAGACCAGUAUGCAUGGCACAUGGAAGGCGGAGGCGGCGAUUUGCUGUCUGCACACGCUGGUUUGCUUGGUUACCUUGAAGAAUACAACCUCCCUACUCGCGCCAUCAACAUUAACGAAUAUGGAGUCUUCAAAGAACAGGUUCCCUCUGGAUCCGCUUGGUGGAUUGCUCAGCUUGAAAGAAUCAACGCCUUUGGCCUGCGAGGUAACUGGCUCAGCGGUUAUCAACUUCAUGAUUUCAUGGCCAGUCUCAUUGGCAAGCCCGAUUCCCUGAGCAAUUACAGUGCAACCUCCACGGGCUAUUUCCCUGUCGGUGACUAUCAGGUUUACAAAUAUUACAACCUCAACAUGACUGGAAGUCGGUAUGGAACCACGCCGUCUUCAGAUCUUGCAUUGGACGUCUAUGCUACAGCUGACCGAGGCCUCGCACGCGUUCUUGUGGGUGUACGUGUCAAGACAGGGACCUGGCAAUUAACUCUGGAUAGUCUGACUUCCCUUGGCCUUGCAGCCAGCGGCAGUUUGGAUGUUCACACUUUUGCAUUUCCUGCGGUUGAGCAGUAUCAGCAGUGGGCCAAAGUUGACAGCCCAAUCGACCUGGGAUGGUAUUCCCACCCCUACUCUGAUGGAUCUGUCACGUUUCCUAUUAACCAGGUUACUACGGAUACUGCCUUUGCUUUUGAAUUUGCUUACUAG
Molecule: messenger RNA, 3396 nt
Organism: Trichoderma aggressivum f. europaeum
Lineage: Eukaryota; Fungi; Ascomycota; Sordariomycetes; Hypocreales; Hypocreaceae
Product: CAZyme family GH127
Exons: 10
Coding region: 1-3396 (1131 amino acids)
Biological process (GO): carbohydrate metabolic process
Molecular function (GO): hydrolase activity, hydrolyzing O-glycosyl compounds
Source: RefSeq, a predicted model, not a curated record